Molecule: messenger RNA, 1812 nt
Organism: Lizanozyma spartinae
Lineage: Eukaryota; Fungi; Ascomycota; Pichiomycetes; Serinales; Debaryomycetaceae
Gene: VPS45
Exons: 1
Coding region: 1-1812 (603 amino acids)
Biological process (GO): intracellular protein transport; vesicle-mediated transport
Cellular component (GO): Golgi membrane
Source: RefSeq, a predicted model, not a curated record
AUGACUAGCCUCAACCAGAUCAGUACCAAGUACUUUGAACGACUCUUCAUCACCAAGAACAACAAGUCAGAUGAACGGAAACCCCGAGUCCUACUCGUGGACAAACACACCACUUCCAUUCUUUCCCUAAGCUAUACCCAAUCCCAAUUACUUGAACAUGAUAUCAUUCUUAUUGAGUUGAUCACCAACCACCAGAACUUGAAGCAAAUGAAGAACUUGGAUUGUAUAGUGUACAUCAAGCCCACCGCUGACUCCAUCAACCACUUGGUCAAAGAGUUGAGCCAACCCCAUUACUCCAAAUACCAAGUGUAUUUCAAUAACAUUAUCACCAAACAGAACCUUGAGAAGAUAGCCGAACUGGAUGACUUGGAAGUGAUUGUCAGGGUGAUGGAAUUGUUCCAGGAUUAUCAGGUGAUCAACGAUAACUUGUAUCAACUUGAAAAUGACCGUGAUGAUAUAAUUGAUGAAUCCAACCAGUUAGUUAGCUUGCUAUUGGCUUUGAAGAAGUGUCCUAUAAUCUUUUAUGAAACCAAACUGAAUAUUGAGUUACGGAAACUUGGUAGUGAGAUCCUCUAUCAAAUCAAUUUGAACUCUAAUAACAAUCUAUUUGAUGAUGUUAACAGUAACUUAGACACUCCCCCGGUUUUGUUGAUACUUGAUAGAGAUAAUGAUCCUAUCACGCCUUUGAUAUAUCCUUGGACAUAUCAAUCCAUGAUCCAUGAGUUUAUAGGUAUUGAAAAUAAUACUAUUGCUUUGGCUGCUGAUGCAAACGGUGCUGCUGCCCCUGCUGCUGUAACUCUUUCAGACAAAUUCUACCAACUGUCAAUCUACUUAAACUACGGUGAUAUCAACGACAAAUUCCAAACUUAUGUUGAACAAUAUAAAAAGGAAACCAAACAAACAAGCGUCAUCAACAACAAUAAUCUUCAAGACCUCAAGAAGUUAUUAACGAAAUUCCCGGAAUUCAAGAAAUUAUCCAACAAUAUCUUGAAGCAUUUGAACAUCUUGACCAAAUUAGAUGAACAAAUCAACCACCAAAACCUUUGGGAAAUUGGUGAAUUGCAACAGAUUAUUAUUGGGAACUUAGAAAAUUAUCCACUAAUCAAAAAGAAGAUUCUUCCAAUUAUCAACAAUCUGAGGAUAUACACUAUUGAUAAGGUGAAAUUGUUAAUCUUAUUAAUGGUUAGAUUUCCAAAUCAACAGAACGAUUUCAACCAAUGGAUUAACCAAUUAAAUGAUCCAACUUAUACUCAACCACCAAUAACAAAGAGUCAACAUUUAUUACUUGAAAGUUUCAAGCUGAAGAAAUUGUUCCCCCAUUAUAACUUUGAAGCUUCAUUGUCAGAUCAGUCCAACUCCAAUGAAGAAGGUGGAAUAGGAGGAGGAUCGAAUUUCUUUAAUAAAGCAAAAAUUAAUACUUUAUUUGGUGGGAACCAUUCAAAUAAAUCGGAGAAUAAUGAUAAUAUAUAUAUGCAAUAUACUCCUCGGUUGAAGUCAGUACUAGCUAAUAUAUUACAUCAUCAGUCGGUCCAAUCGUCCAGCCAAUUCACUAAAUUGGUUCCAGAUAAAGUUAAUAACCAAUAUGGUAAUUAUGAUGGAGCUAUUAAAGAUAUCAUCAUAUAUUUCAAAGGAGGAAUCACUUAUGAAGAAUCAAGAAUUGUCUAUGAACUUCAACAAAAGUAUCCAAGCGUUAACUUGAUUAUUGGAGGUGAUAAAAUCAUUAACAGUAACGAUUGGUUAAACAUAUUGUAUGAUAAAGUCAAUGAUUUACCCCAAUCAGGUAACAAUAAUCAAGUACUUGAUCUUUUAUAA